CAAGCGCCUUUUUCUCCUUUCUUUCUUCUGUUUUUUCUUUCCCUCUCGCUCACAAUCAUAGCACAAACUGAGUCGAAUUCAUCUUUGUGAAUCGAAAUCGAAAGGCCCUGACUUUGUUUCUCUGGGUUCUCUAUCUCUCUCUCGCUCUCGGUAAAGCCGUCGGAGACGAUCGACUUUUCAAAGGAUCUGCCAAAGAAUGACAAGGUUCCGCCGUCGUCAUCUAAGCCAGCGAAAUCCGGAGGCGGGAAGCAGAAGAAGAAGAAGUGGAGCAAGGGAAAGCAAAAGAAGAAGGUGAACAACAUGGUGUUGUUUGAUCAGUCUACUUAUGACAAGCUUCUCACCGAAGCUCCCAAGUUCAAGCUCAUCACCCCUUCCAUCAACAGGAGAGGUGUGGCAUGCGGUUCAUGCCAUUCUAUGGUCAUAGUUGACAGAACAGAUAUCACUGAUCGUCUUGAGCAGCUCGAGAUCUACGACGGGAAAGGAUCAUUAGAAGAGAGUGUAGAACCAACAGAAGAAACUGUGGCAGCAACAAAGCAACAACCUGCCAAAAGAGGUGCUUCUAAAAAGAGGAAAUUAGCGUCGAAAGCUUCUUCUGAGUCUGAACAAGACAGUUGAAAACAGAGACAAGGAGAAGGAAGCUCAAAGUGACAGCGAUUACAGUGAAGAUGGAGAAGAAAAAGCCAAUGGCAAGAAACAGAGCACUCGUGGCAGAGGACGUGGCCGUGGAGGAAGAGGUCGCGGUGGUCGCACCGGUAAUGGAAAUGCUUCGCCGGCGAAGACCGGUGGAAGAAGAGGAAGAUCACGUAAGUCUUAGAGACAACUUUGACUCCUCCGAGUCUUUUCCAUGUUUUAACAGUUUUUAAUUUGCUUUAUCAAACAUUUUGUUUAAGCUUAUCGGCGGCUUCUGUAUUCUGAUGUAACCAACAUCGAAUGAUUUAUUCGUAGUCAAAAACAUUUUCGAUUUGAACAA
Molecule: messenger RNA, 970 nt
Organism: Raphanus sativus (radish)
Lineage: Eukaryota; Viridiplantae; Streptophyta; Magnoliopsida; Brassicales; Brassicaceae
Exons: 5
Coding region: 301-615 (104 amino acids)
Source: RefSeq, a predicted model, not a curated record